Messenger RNA from Oryzias melastigma (Indian medaka), 2590 nucleotides. It is a transcript of the gene stx1a, whose product is annotated as syntaxin 1A (brain). The record is from RefSeq and is a predicted model, not a curated record. Bases 379 to 1353 code for a protein of 324 amino acids. Gene Ontology annotation, molecular function: SNAP receptor activity; SNARE binding. Gene Ontology annotation, cellular component: plasma membrane; endomembrane system; SNARE complex. NCBI's taxonomy places the organism in Eukaryota, Metazoa, Chordata, Actinopteri, Beloniformes, Adrianichthyidae. Gene Ontology annotation, biological process: exocytosis; synaptic vesicle fusion to presynaptic active zone membrane; intracellular protein transport. The transcript is spliced from 11 exons.
GCAAACCACUUGGGCGUCAUCAAACCUUCUCAAUCGAUAAUCAGGAGCGGCGCAGUUUUAAGCGGACCGCCCGUUUUGCGUGUCGCUCCAGAGACUUUUGGCGUGAGACGCGGACGGAGCUCCCGGCGGGGAAAAGAAAAGAAAACAACAGAAAAACUCCGCGCGGGCGUCAAAGUUGCGGGCGUGUAAUGGGUUAACGGCGAAAGGCCUCGCCUCACCUUUCCGCGCGCGUCACUCGGAUAUGUAAAGUGGCUCCACCAUCCACACACAGCGUGGAAAGCAGCGCCUCGGUCGCAUCAGCAUCACCACCAUCGCGUCCGCGCGCGCCCCGCCGCUCCAUCACCUCAGCCUCCGGGAGGACGGAACAAACACGGAACCAUGAAGGAUCGCAUGCAGGAACUUCGACAUGGGAAGGAGACGACAGAGGAAGAAGAUGAAGUCGCUGUGGGAAUGGACAAAGGCUUUAUGGAUGAAUUCUUUGAGCAGGUGGAAGAGAUCCGGAGUUUCAUCGAGUCUCUGGCAGAAAAAGUUGAAGAGGUGAAGAGGAAGCACAGUGCCAUCCUCGCCUCACCAAACCCAGAUGAAAAAACUAAGGCUGAUCUUGAGGAUCUCAUGGCAGAAAUCAAAAAGUUGGCCAACAAAGUGCGCUCUAAAUUAAAGAGUAUCCAACAAACCAUUGAACAAGAGGAGGGGCAGAAUCGGUCCUCGGCUGACCUGAGGAUACGCAAAACACAGCACUCCACUCUGUCCCGCAAAUUUGUGGAGGUGAUGUCAGAAUACAACACCACCCAGUCAGACUACAGGGAGCGCUGCAAGGGACGCAUUCAGAGGCAGCUGGAGAUCACUGGGAGAAACACAACAAAUGACGAGCUGGAGAGCAUGUUGGAGAGCGACAACCCAGCUAUCUUUACCUCGGGGAUUAUCAUGGACAACAUCACUCAGCAAGCAAUGAACGAGAUCGAGACGCGACACAAUGAGAUUAUCAAGCUGGAAAACAGCAUCAGAGAGCUCCACGACAUGUUUAUGGACAUGGCCAUGCUGGUGGAGAGCCAGGGCGAUCUGGUAAACUGCAUUGAGCGGUGUGUGGUGGAGGCCCAGGAUUAUGUGGAGGAGGCGAAAGACCGCAUCCCACAAUGCAAAAAAUUCAAAAAGACUAGCAAACGGGGGGAAAUGAUAGACCGCAUAGAGUACAAUGUGGAGCACUCAGUAGACUAUGUGGAGAGGGCAGUAUCAGACACUAAGAAGGCAGUUAAAUACCAGAGUAAAGCCCGGAGGAAGAAAAUUAUGAUCAUUAUAUGCUGUGUGGUUCUUGUAAUUGUCAUUGCUUCCAUAGUUGGGGGAACAGUGGCCUAAAUGUCAAGCGCAGACACAUGAAAACACACACAACACCAGUACACACGACAAGGCAAAAAGAAUACAUCUCAGUCUCCAACGAAUGCAAUCUAUUCCAAGUUUAGCACAAACCGCAUCCCAUAAUGAUGCGUCCUACACACCGUGUACAGGGCCAGGGUUGUUCUCGCAUGAGUUGCUACUUUGUAAAUGUGUGGUGCUGCAAACUGUUCUCUGAGUGUUGAGUGUUGUCAAAGAUAUGAUGUUUUCUUGAGCGAAAAAAAAACUACAAAAUAAUCUGUAAUGCCGCCGUAAAACAACUCGCAAAUAUGACACCAGAUUGGAUUUUCAAGUGUUUUUUUUUUCUUUUGUGUGUUGUACAGGCAAAGGUCACUAAUGGAAAGUGUUUUUCAUAACCUUAUCGGUAUAUUUAUUUAUUUAUUUGAACUUUUGUAGUCUUUUUACAUUUUACCUUGGGAAGUCUGCAUGUUUUUAUUCACUGUAACGUGGUGUUUUGUACUCUGUUGCCAAAUUUGCUUUGCCUAUCCCCCAAAAAUGAUGGAAGCCGUGCUGCUGCGCCACUUUUCAUUAAGCCUUAUCAGUUGAGCAGCAUUUUAGAGCCGUUUUUUCCCAGCGAGUGCAUGCACGUUUGUGAAGGAGUGUGUUCUGUAGCGGCGUGUCUGUGGAUCUUUGGAUGAGUCCUUGUUAACCACCCGUGUCUUUGUAUUGUAAACUGCCACAGAGCUCUUUAACACUGCCAGUGUGUUCCAGUCGGCCGUCAAACGGAGUCUAAUCUGGUUGGAAUCUAAAAACCCUAUCCUGGUUUUUUAAUGACCUUUAUGACCUUUAUGUUUCAAUAAAGUUUGCUCCUUGUCUGUUCUUAGAAUGAUUACUUAAGGUAAGUCAGAGUAGCCCUGUAAAAGGAUCAGCUUUUUGGGGAGACAUCCGAAGUGGACACACUUCAGCCCUGUUACCAUGUUGCCUACUCAACUUGUUGCCUUUGUGUUGUUCUGUGAUAACAGUUCUGUUUUAUUGGAUUUUUUUGUUUUCUUUUGUUUUAUUUUUAUUUUUCAAAGUAAAGUCUGUCUUAAAAAAAAAUCUGAGUUUGAGGUUUUAUUUUUAAAUUGUCCAUAAAGUUAAAAAAUGUGAACGGUGUAAUUAAACCAAUGACAUUUCAGCAGGUUAUGAAAAAACUGUUCAGGUGGAGAAAUUGUUCAAAUGCAGAUUUCAAGCAUUUGGAUUAAAUUGCUGUAAAAAAUUA